Molecule: messenger RNA, 1389 nt
Organism: Elaeis guineensis (African oil palm)
Lineage: Eukaryota; Viridiplantae; Streptophyta; Magnoliopsida; Arecales; Arecaceae
Product: NAC domain-containing protein 68
Biological process (GO): regulation of DNA-templated transcription
Molecular function (GO): DNA binding
Source: RefSeq, a predicted model, not a curated record
GAAUCUCCUAGAUAUUUAUAGACCUUUUCGAGUCCUUUCCACCCCGUCUCCUCCUCACCGCAAACCCCUCCCCACCUCUUCCGCAUACGCCACCGAGUUACCGAGUUUCACAAGCUAAAGAAAGUAAGACCUCGAGCGGAUAACCAUCACCCACCUUUAUUUAUCAUCAGCGGCGGCGGCGGCGGCGUGGGCCAAGAAGAAGAGCAGAAGAGAAUGAUGGGAACGAUGGGAAGGAGAAGAGAUGCCGAAGCUGAGCUCAACCUGCCACCGGGUUUCCGAUUCCACCCCACCGACGAGGAGCUCGUCGUUCAUUACCUCUGCCGCAAGAUCGCCUGCCAGUGCCUUCCCGUUCCGAUCAUCGCCGAGGUCGAUCUCUACAAGUACAACCCUUGGGACCUCCCAGAGAAGGCGUUGUUCGGACAGAAGGAAUGGUAUUUCUUCACCCCACGCGAUCGGAAAUACCCGAACGGUUCCAGGCCGAACAGGGCCGCCGGAAGGGGAUACUGGAAGGCGACAGGGGCCGAUAAGCCGGUCACGCCGCUGGGGAGCGGCCGGCCCCUGGGGAUAAAGAAGGCUCUGGUGUUCUACCAUGGAAAGGCGCCGAAAGGAAUCAAGACUGAUUGGAUCAUGCAUGAAUACCGGCUCGCCGACACCAAUCGAUCUGCCAACAAGAAGAAUGGUCUCAGAUUGGAUGAUUGGGUACUUUGCCGCUUGUACAACAAGAAGAACACCUGGGGGAAGAUGCAGCGGCCGAAGGAGGAGGAGGGAUCUUCUGGAGAGAUGACGGACUCGAUGGAGGCUCAUGACGACACGGCAUCGGACAGCUUCAGGACUCCAGAAUCCGACAUCGAGAAUGAGGUGUUCCCGGACUUUGACAGCCUGGGCCAGUUUGGAGCUCUGCCAUAUCAAGCUUCUGAAGGAGUUCGAGCGAUGAUAACCGCCACAGCUGGUGGCUUACAUACAACUGAGCGACAGAAGGAGGAUAGCGAUUGGUUUACUGACUUGAAUCUAGAAGAUCUGCAGAGCUCCGUGGCAGCAUUUGGAGCGACGCCGGCUAUCGAUAUGUCGAACCAAGAUUACUACUUCUCGGCGAUCGGUUCUCCGUAUCUGAAGCCGAGCCAAACCGACAUGCCGCCCUUCUGAAGUUAGACAGAAACCAUUGUAUAUAGAUCAGGCCACUCUCAGGGAAAAAGAGGAUGAAUACUUUAGCAAGUUUAUCAAUUAUCAGGAUUGUGGUGUAGGAUUUGUUUGUUUUUCUUUUGUUUUCCCUCGCCUUUUUAAAUGGUUGUCAUUGGUUUGGAAAGGGGAAAAAACUGGUGUAUGUAUAUGAAAACGUGACUUUAGUUGUGGAAGUAAAUCUUGAUUUAGUUUAUAGAAAGAUUUUCAAGA